AUGCUGUCGUCCUGGCUCAACGUGCUGCUCGUCUUCGUCCCUGUCGGUCUUGGGCUGUUCCUGUCCAAUGCCAGCCCGAUUUUGGUGUUUGUUUUCAAUGGCAUCGCGAUCAUUCCGUUGUCAGCGUUGCUCACUGGUGCGACUGAGAAAAUUGCAAGCGAUGCCGGGGAUACGAUAGGCGCGUUUUUGAACAUCAGCUUGGGAAAUCUCGUGGAGUUGAUCUUGUUUGUGGCACUCAAGCACAAUCAAAUUCAUGUUGUGCAAGCGUCCAUCCUUGGUUCGAUGCUUGUAAACUUGCUGCCGAUUCUCGGUAUGGCGCUAUGUGUCAACGGCCUGUGGCAUGACGACCCGGUCCUCAACACAACAGAGACGCAACUUCUCAGCUGUCUGCUGUUCGUCUCUGUGUUUGUCUUCCUCAUCCCGACAGCGUUCUAUCACACCUUCAACGACACCGAAGAUGCCGGCGGGGCAAUCUUGAAGAUGAGCCGGGCAUCAGCAUUGAUGGUACUGCUGAUUUACAUACUCUAUUUCGUUCACGAGUUCAGGACACACUCUGCAAACCGUUCAUACCACGCAGCCCCGACACACUCUUUCGACCUGGAAAGCCUCCCCACCUCUCCGUCAAUACCUGCACAACAGGCGAGGCAUCAGGUUCAAGAAGCUGUUCCUCCCAAUCGAACAAUUCGCUUCGCAGACGAAGGGACAUCAAAGAAACGUCAGGAUGCCCCUAAUACAACAGGAUAUUCGUCGCAGCUGGACGGAAACGAGACAUCUGAAUCCGAGUCGGACGAUGACAAACCAGAAGAGCGCCGUGGUCGGGAGACCUGGAAACCACGGAAUGCCUUCGAUCGGCCUAGCUCUCAACAUUCCUUGGCGAGAACGCACAGUCGGUCGCUGUCGCUUUCCGGUAGCUCUCGCUGGACAACCCUCAGCCGAGAUGGGUCCACCGCCGGCAUCGAACAUCGAAGAUUAGUCAGGUCAGGGCUCGCCAACCUACAAGCCCUUCGUAGUAGUCGUGCAAGUCUAGACAACACUCGCGGCGAUCAAAUGCAGCCUUCAAAGUCGAUCAUGGAGAGGCUCAUUCCCGUCAUGAUUCUCAUCAUCAGCUCUGGGUUGAUGUCCAUGUGCGCCGAGUUCCUCGUCAGCACGAUCGAUGAAGUAACCCACCAGGGACACCUCUCCGAAUCCGUUAUCGGCCUCAUCAUCUUGCCAAUUGUCGGCAAUGUCGCCGAGUAUGUCACCGUGGUGACGGUGGCAUCGAGGGAGAAGCUGGACCUCGCCAUUGCGGUCGCCGUGGGGUCAUCAAUCCAGAUUGCCCUUUGUGUGGCGCCCUUGACGGUCCUUGCGGGAUGGAUUCUCUCUCGAGACCUGUCUCUCAGUUUCACCCUCUUUGAGGUAGCCGCCCUGAUGGGUACAGCACUCUUGGUGAAUCUGUUGAUCCUGAGCGAUGGGAAUAGCGUACUGCGGACAAGCGGACUCAAGGGCGGUCUCAUGUGCGCCUGCUAUGUUAUCAUCGGAGUUGGAGCAUACCUUUCUCCGGAACUGGACGGGUAG
Messenger RNA from Colletotrichum siamense, 1554 nucleotides. RefSeq names its product Vacuolar calcium ion transporter (gene VCX1-3). Gene Ontology annotation, cellular component: fungal-type vacuole membrane. The record is from RefSeq and is a predicted model, not a curated record. NCBI's taxonomy places the organism in Eukaryota, Fungi, Ascomycota, Sordariomycetes, Glomerellales, Glomerellaceae. Gene Ontology annotation, biological process: calcium ion transmembrane transport; intracellular calcium ion homeostasis. The transcript is spliced from 4 exons. Gene Ontology annotation, molecular function: calcium:proton antiporter activity. Bases 1 to 1554 code for a protein of 517 amino acids.